GCUUUGCGUCUUUAACACCUCUCGACCCUGUCCUACCCCCGCCAUUGGAAGUCUUCCCGUCUCUAAAUGGAAUUAGUGGAGCCCGGAGCCUCUGGUGUAACGCACAGACAUGAUCCAUGGGCGCAGCGUGCUUCACAUUGUAGCAAGUUUAAUCAUCCUCCAUUUGUCUGGGGCAACCAAGAAAGGAACAGAAAAGCAAACCACCUCAGAAACACAGAAGUCAGUGCAGUGUGGAACUUGGACAAAACAUGCAGAGGGAGGUAUCUUUACCUCUCCCAACUAUCCCAGCAAGUAUCCCCCUGACCGGGAAUGCAUCUACAUCAUAGAAGCUGCUCCAAGACAGUGCAUUGAACUUUACUUUGAUGAAAAGUACUCUAUUGAACCAUCUUGGGAGUGCAAAUUUGAUCAUAUUGAAGUUCGUGAUGGACCUUUUGGCUUUUCUCCAAUAAUUGGACGUUUCUGUGGACAACAAAAUCCACCUGUAAUAAAAUCCAGUGGAAGAUUUCUAUGGAUUAAAUUUUUUGCUGAUGGAGAGCUGGAAUCUAUGGGAUUUUCAGCUCGAUACAAUUUCACACCUGAUCCUGACUUUAAGGACCUUGGAGCUUUGAAACCAUUACCAGAUCCAUUUUUGUGUGUUUGUUUGGCAUUUUGUUAUUUAGCGUGUGAGUUUGAGAUGGGCGGUUCCGAAGGAAUUGUGGAGUCUGUACAAAUUAUGAAGGAAGGCAAAGCUACUGCUAGCGAGGCUGUUGAUUGCAAGUGGUACAUCCGAGCGCCUCCACGGUCCAAGAUUUACUUGCGCUUCUUGGACUAUGAGAUGCAGAAUUCAAAUGAAUGCAAGAGGAAUUUUGUGGCUGUAUAUGAUGGAAGCAGUUCCGUGGAGGAUUUGAAAGCUAAGUUCUGUAGCACUGUGGCUAAUGAUGUGAUGCUACGCACGGGUCUUGGGGUGAUCCGCAUGUGGGCAGAUGAGGGCAGCCGAAACAGCCGAUUUCAGAUGCUCUUCACAUCCUUUCAAGAACCUCCUUGUGAAGGCAAUACAUUCUUCUGCCAUAGUAACAUGUGUAUUAAUAACACUUUGGUCUGCAAUGGACUCCAGAACUGUGUGUAUCCUUGGGAUGAAAAUCACUGUAAAGAGAAGAGGAAGACCAGCCUGCUGGACCAGCUGACCAACACCAGUGGGACUGUCAUUGGCGUGACUUCCUGCAUCGUGAUCAUCCUCAUUAUCAUCUCUGUCAUCGUACAGAUCAAACAGCCUCGUAAAAAGUAUGUCCAAAGGAAAUCAGACUUUGACCAGACAGUUUUCCAGGAGGUAUUUGAACCUCCUCAUUAUGAGUUAUGCACUCUCAGAGGGACAGGAGCUACAGCUGACUUUGCAGAUGUGGCAGAUGACUUUGAAAAUUACCAUAAACUGCGGAGGUCAUCUUCCAAAUGCAUUCAUGACCAUCACUGUGGAUCACAGCUGUCCAGCACUAAAGGCAGCCGCAGUAACCUCAGCACAAGAGAUGCUUCUAUCUUGACAGAGAUGCCCACGCAGCCAGGAAAACCCCUCAUCCCACCCAUGAACAGAAGAAAUAUCCUUGUCAUGAAACACAACUACUCGCAAGAUGCUGCAGAUGCCUGUGACAUAGACGAAAUCGAAGAGGUGCCGACCACCAGUCACAGGCUGUCCAGACACGAUAAAGCCGUCCAGCGGUUCUGCCUCAUUGGGUCUCUAAGCAAACAUGAAUCUGAAUACAACACAACUAGGGUCUAAAAAGAAAAUUCAAGAGAAGAACUAUUUAUACAAACAUGGGGACUGAAAAGAAAAUUCUGUAGUGAAUUGUGAAAAGUGGACAUAUUUCUAAAUUCAUUCCACUGCCUUUAUCCAAACUUAAGAAUUACAGACAUUUGUUAUUCCUUCGGCAAGACAUCCCCGCUGCACAAUGAUAUGUUCAUUUCGUAAUUUGGUUGCUGGCCACCAAGUGCUCCUUAGUUUUUAAAUACAUUUUGAGAUUAACUGGAAACUUGAAGAAGAAAUUAGUUCCCGAUUAAGACUAUCCCAACUUUAUUUUUAUUGUCAGUUUCACUUUUGUUUCUAUGUUGUUUUAUGUCUUUGUUAUAUAAUUGUACAUUGUGUGAUAUGUGAAAAAAACACGAAUUCAGAUGAACUUUGUGUUACAUGUACAUUGUUUUCAUUAUAUAGACUGCUUGAGAAUAGUGCGUUCCUGAAUGAUUUUGAACAUGCUACAGUGAAAAGUGACAGUGUGGACCAUGGAAUCACCAGCUAGAGGUUAUGGACUAUACACACCUAUUAUUAUGUUCUGAUUAAAUAACAGGAAAAAGUAACAAGUAAAAUUACUAGAUUGCAAUAAAAAAUUUCAUUUUUUGGUCUUUCCUAUAUACCCCUGAUUUCCUUUUUGUUUUAUAUCAAAGAAAGUACUGAGUUUCAGAAAUCCUUUUUGAAGUCAGGUAUUUUACCAUUCAUACUCUACAGUAGAAAUGUUUUUGAUUAAGCACUCAGCAAUAUGACCAAAUUGCCAGUUUGAGAAAAUACCCUGCAUGUCAGUCCUGGAUAUUUGAGUUGGGAAAAUAUCCUUUUUGUUAGACACAUUGUAAAAAGCAUGCAUUGUCAAAGACUGUUGUUACUCUUCCAUUUCUUUAUGUCAUAUGCUUGCUACUUAUGACUUUUUAUAUAAAUAUAUAUAAAAUGUAUAAUAAUUUCCUAAUUUGAGUUAAGAGAAAUGUUUUCUUCCAUUAGAGUGAUUAAAAAACUGACUUACAUAAAUACACAUUUUAUAUCAACUCUUUCCACCUUUUAGCAUACAGGAUGUCCUUCAGUAUUGAGGUUUACUUCCCAAAAUAUUUGGCUUCUGGAAGUUUAGGGGAAUAUUUUCUUCUUUUAGAAUAGGGAACUCUUUUUUAAACUGCUUUAAAAUCACAAGCCCUUUUAUUAACUAAACUACACCAUUAUGAAUUAUUCUUAUUCUCAGGCACACAUAAUACACCUGAAAGCUCAGUGAUUAUGAUGUGUUUAACAUAAAGUAAAAUCCCAAAAUAUAUUUUAUUGUUAUUAAGUUAUAUACAUACUCUGUAAAGUUUGAUUUGGUGAGUGGCUUUUUUUAAAAUAUUCAGUGUGUAAUCUGACAAAAUAAAUUUUUAAAAUAAGAGUUACUAUCAGUAUAUAUGCUUCCCAACAUUUUCAAAACUACUGAAUUCUCCAGGUUGAAAACACUGUCCUUCCACUAGCAGAGCAGUCUGGCCUAGUAAAAUUUGGACUUUGCAAUUCAAGCAGGCUUUGCAAACUAAAUAGAUGAAUUACUGUUAUACUUCCCUACUAGGAAUUCAAUGUCAUAUAUGUUAAAAAAUAAAUAGAAAAUAAAAUAAAAUUUUAUAAUAGAAAAGUCAGAGAGUUAUCAUAGCCAUUAUAAAAACUCUAUCUUGAAAAGAUGUCAAGCUACAGAAUCACUUCAAUGAAUUUGAUAAACUAGGGAAUACAGAAAAGGUAUUGAACAUGACAAAUAAAGAUUAUUUUCCAUUGUUAUGCUACAUAGUUUUGUACACAUUGCUUAUGAUAAAAUGUACCGUUUUUAUUUGGCUUGACUGGUUUAUUUUUUACCAUGGUUCCUUUUUUGCCCUUUAAUUCAAAGUUAAUACACCAAAGAUUUUUUUAAAGAAUUAAUCAUAUUUUCUAUUGUUUUCUCUAUUUAAAAAUCUUCAGAGGACUCCUUUCCCUUUGAAUGAUAAUAUCAAAAGUAUGAUAUAACUGUCAAGAUGUUUUUAUUUGUAACAGCAACAAAAAUAGUGAAAUAGGUGAACACUUUACUAUUAAUUUGUUCUGUAACUGUCCGGAAUGUCCGUCCCCUCCAUUUUCUCCUAAAUAUACAGAAUGCUGAUUCCCUGAUUAAAAGGUAUUUUCACCAGAAAUCCACUCGUGGAGACUUAAAAAAAAAAAAAA
Messenger RNA from Macaca mulatta (Rhesus monkey), 3931 nucleotides. The record is from RefSeq and is a predicted model, not a curated record. Lineage: Eukaryota; Metazoa; Chordata; Mammalia; Primates; Cercopithecidae.